AUGGACACCAGUACGCAGAAUGCGUUGCAGGGCUGCGUGUCUUCGCUUCAGUCGAGUAUGCAACUGUUAGAGUCGAGCAUUAACAUUCUGGACUCCGGAGUGAGCGAUUACCCACGGCUUGGGAAGGUGUUGCAGACGACGAGGCACUUCGAACUCGUCUCCGAACACGACCUCACAACCGCACAAUCGACACUCCUAUCCGAAAUCCAGCCCGAAGUCUCCAACCUCCUCUCCCGUGUCGAGACGUCCCUGGACAAACUCGAACGACGAGAGAAAUCGCUCAUAGCAAAAGCAGAGUUGCAGGAGGGUCGACUCGCGCAGCCAUCACGAGUCAGUCAAGGGAGCAAAAGCCCAGCACGGAAUACCAGUGGGGCUGGCGGAUCGAACAAUCUGGAAGAGUUGAAGAUGCAGCAACUGCGACAGAAGAAAGAGCGUUUGAGUUAUGCGGUGGGGAGGUUGGAGUUGCAGGCGAGCCAGCGGCAGAGGCAGUUGAGGAAGAGUAUGGCUGUGAAUGACAGUGGAUUUUGA
Zasmidium cellare ATCC 36951 is the source of this 528-nucleotide messenger RNA. RefSeq lists its product as uncharacterized. Gene Ontology annotation, biological process: attachment of spindle microtubules to kinetochore. NCBI's taxonomy places the organism in Eukaryota, Fungi, Ascomycota, Dothideomycetes, Mycosphaerellales, Mycosphaerellaceae. The transcript is spliced from 2 exons. Gene Ontology annotation, cellular component: spindle microtubule; DASH complex. The coding region runs from base 1 to 528 and encodes 175 amino acids. The record is from RefSeq and is a predicted model, not a curated record.